Messenger RNA from Ipomoea nil (Japanese morning glory), 1134 nucleotides. Its product is annotated as tetraspanin-2-like. Bases 153 to 962 code for a protein of 269 amino acids. Gene Ontology annotation, biological process: auxin-activated signaling pathway. The transcript has 2 exons. The record is from RefSeq and is a predicted model, not a curated record. Gene Ontology annotation, cellular component: plasmodesma; plasma membrane. Lineage: Eukaryota; Viridiplantae; Streptophyta; Magnoliopsida; Solanales; Convolvulaceae.
AUUUGACACUAUCGCCUUUCUUAUCUCGUAAUCUAUCAUUUUCUAUAAGUAGUACUGCGCGUGUCUCCACAUCGUUCUUCUUCCUUUUCCCAAACCACUACGAACUACUUAACUCACCACCGCUCACCACCGCAACACCGCCGCCGGCCACCAUGUCGUUAAGCAACAACAUCACAGCUUUCCUCAAUUUCCUGGCCUUCAUGUGUUCCAUCCCCAUCACCGCCGCCGGAAUCUGGCUCGCCUCCAAGCCCGACAACGAGUGCAUCCACUGGCUCCGGUGGCCGGUUGUCUUCAUCGGAAUCGCCAUCAUGCUGGUCUCACUCGCCGGCUUCGCCGGCGCGUACUGGAAGAAGGAGGGCCUCCUCGGCCUCUACCUCGUCUGUAUGGCUAUACUCAUCAUCCUCCUGCUCUCUCUCCUGAUCCUGGCCUUCGUCGUCACUCGCCCCAGCGGCGCGUACAGCGUACCCGGACGGGGCUACGACGAGUACCGGCUGGGAGGGUACUCGUCUUGGCUGAGAAACCACAUCACGAGUUCGGAUAGUUGGGGGAAGAUAAGGGCGUGUUUGGCUGACGGCGAUAUUUGCCCCAAGCUUAAUAACGAGUUUUUCACUGCUGAGCAAUUCUUCGCCGCUCAUCUCUCUCCUCUUCAGUCCGGUUGCUGCAAGCCUCCGACGAUAUGCGGCUACCAGUAUUCGAACCCGACGGUGUGGAUAAACCCGACCAACGCCGCCGCAGACGGCGACUGUUCUGUGUGGAACAACGACCCCAGUCAACUCUGCUACAGCUGCGAUUCAUGCAAGGCCGGUCUGCUGGGAAACCUGAGAAGGGAAUGGAGGAAAGCCAACCUGAUCAUGAUCAUCACGGUGGUGGUUCUGAUUUGGGUUUAUCUCAUCGCUUGCAGCGCAUACAAGAAUGCCCAAACUGAAGAACUUUUCCGCAGGUACAAGCAAGGCUGGGUAUGACGACUUGAUUUGAUCGAUUCCCAAAGCUGCAGGAUUAAUUUGGAACUAUGUUGUUUUGGGCUUUUGGUUUAGCUUUUCUUGCAUGCUUUAGUUUGAUGCGCUUUUCUUUAUUGAUUUCCAUCUUGUAUAUAUUCUUCUAGUUUUUGUAUCAUUGUAUUGUAUUGUAGCUAAA